CGUGCUUCAGUACCGCGCGAGAGAAGCACGGAGACACACAAGAGAGAGGGAGGGCGAGAGGGAGAGAGAAAAACAAGCAAGAGUUAUAGUGACAUAGUGCGUGCCGGGCAUUUGUUGUCCCGGGAAUUUCCUCUUUUUUUUUUAUUUAUUACCCUUGAUAAUGGGUUUGGAUUAUUAUGACGGUUUCCGAACUUUCUCCUGGCUCGGAAAUAUCAUCGGUCUGCCGAUCGAUCAGAUUAAUUUCCUCAUAACACAAUUUAUUGCAUUGAUGCUGGCUGGAUUAUUGAGAUCAUAUCUUAGUCAUAAGGUAGUAGGGCCAGCUAUCAGACAUUAUUUUGGUCUUACGAUAGGUCUUGCACUCGGAUACUUCUGUUUCGGCAGACAGGCAAUACAUUUGGUGGGUCUAUCCUCAUUCUGUUAUAUUGCGAUGAGAGUACAAAAUCCAAUUUGUAUGCAAAGGUCUGUUCUUAUCGUUGCGUUAGCAUAUUUGUCUACUAUUCAUGUACACAGACAACUCUACGGUUAUGGGAUGUAUACUCUAGACAUUACUGGUCCUCUCAUGGUGAUCACGCAAAAAGUAACGAGUCUAGCGUAUAGCAUACAUGAUGGAUUGGCCCGCAAAAAGGAGGAUUUAACACCAUUGCAACAGCAACAAGCUGUCUAUAAAAUGCCAACCAUGACGGAGUACUUCAGUUAUGUCUUUCACUUUCAAGCUCUAAUGGCGGGUCCAGUAAUAUUUUAUCGUGACUAUAUUGACUUUAUACAGGGGGAUCAUUUUAAACAUGCUACUAAAUCGUUAACAGAUCAGAAUAAUCAGAAUUCAAAGGAGAGUAUUAAUGAGAUUAACUUGGAACCAUCUCUGAGGAAAAUUGUUGUUAAAAAAGUGAUAGCCAGUUUAAUAUGCGCCGCUUUCUUCGUUUCCUUCCUUUCAUCGUUCUCGAUUCAAAAAGUAAAAGACAAAGAAUUUUUAGAAGAGACAACGAUAUUAUACAAACUGUGGUACAUAUACGUAGCGACUAUGAUGGUUCGUUUUAAAUAUUAUCACGCAUGGAUCUUCGCCGACGCCAUUUGUAAUAAUUCGGGACUUGGUUUCGAUGGGUAUAAAGAAAAUGGUGAACCUCGUUGGGAUAAAUUCGCCAACGUUAAUGUUAUUAACUUCGAGACUUCGCUCAGCUUGAGAGACAGUAUAAAUAAUUGGAACAUGGGAACCAAUAGAUGGCUGAGAUCUAUCGUUUACGAUAGAAUGAAAAAACAAAAAAUGAUAUUUACGUAUGCCUUGUCGGCUCUAUGGCACGGUUUUUAUCCUGGUUAUUAUCUUACCUUUGCCAAUGGAGCUUAUUUUACGUUAGUGGCUCGUAUUGUUCGCCGUUAUGCUAGGCCGUACUUUUUGGGCACGAAAAACAUGAAACUCUUUUACGACGCAAUAACGUUUCUCGCAACCCGAAUCACUAUGGCCUACAUAGCAUUUAGUUUCGUUCUCUUAGAGUUCCUACCAAGUAUUCAAUUGUACCUGUAUAUGUACCUGUUACCACAUUUAUUGGGAUUGGUUGCUAUAAUUAUUUUACCACGUUUACCACGUCUUCCAGAGUCAAGAACUUCCGAGAAAAAUUCUUCCGAGAAAAAUUCUUCCGAGAAAAAUUCUUCCGAGAAAAAUUCUUCCGAAUCUUCGAACGUUCGCAAUGGAAAUUUACACAAAACUAUGUGAGAAUGACGAAAGUAUCAUAACAGUCAUUAUAUUAAAUGACAUACAUACAUAUAUAUAUAUAUAUAUAUAUAUAUAUAUAUAUAUAUAUAUAUUUAUAUACAUAUAUAUAUAUAUAUAUAUAUAUAUAUAUAUACAUACACAUACGUACAUAUUUUUUAUUACUGUUUUUAAUACAUACGUACAAUAUUUAUUGUUAUAAACUGGUAGAAAUUCUAUAAUUGCAUGUAGUAAUAAAAGAAAAAGCCGAACAAAUAAUGUAUAUAUAUAUACAUAUAUAUAUAUAUAUACAUAAAUGUAUAUACAGAGUAUUUACAAUGAAACGGCUAAAUUUUUGUUAUCUUAUCACUCGUGAAAUUAGAGCGUUUUCAUUGUAGACAAUUUGUAUAUGUAUACGUAUAUACAUAUAGCUAUAUAUAUAUAUAUAUAUAAAAAAAUAUAUAUAUAUACAAACACAUACAAGCGCAAAUAUAUAUAUAUAUAUAUAUAUAUAUAUAUAUAUAUAUUACGUAUGAAUGAACAUUUUUGUAUAUGUGGAUGUUACAAAUAUGAAGAGAGUUAUGCAAUUAUAUUUUAAUGGCGGAUAAAGAACCUUUGUCAGGUGGAAAUAUUACAGAUUUUAUAUAACUUGUGUUAAUAUAUUCCGUUGUCUUUU
Molecule: messenger RNA, 2357 nt
Organism: Vespa crabro (European hornet)
Lineage: Eukaryota; Metazoa; Arthropoda; Insecta; Hymenoptera; Vespidae
Gene: oys
Product: lysophospholipid acyltransferase 6
Exons: 11
Coding region: 161-1705 (514 amino acids)
Biological process (GO): lipid modification
Cellular component (GO): membrane
Molecular function (GO): acyltransferase activity
Source: RefSeq, a predicted model, not a curated record